UUAUAUGAUGUUGAUUGAUGGCACAAAUGAAGUUUUUAUGAUUGAUAGAGACAAUUCGGUGUUUCAUGUUUCAAAUCUGGAAUUUCCAUAUCGUAAAGAUCUCCAUAUGCAUUUGUCAAAUACUCUCUUGGAUGGGGAAAUGAUUAUUGACAAAGUAAACGGACAGGCUGUUCCUAGAUAUUUGAUAUAUGACAUAAUCAAAUUCAAUGCACAGCCAGUUGGAGAUUGUGAUUUUAAUAUACGUCUGCAAUGUAUAGAACGGGAAAUUAUAAAUCCUCGACAUGAAAAAAUGAAGACUGGGCUCAUUGACAAAACACAGGAACCAUUUAGUGUCAGAAAUAAGCCAUUUUUUGAUAUCUAUGCUUCAAGAAAGCUGCUUGAAGGAAAUUUUGCCAAAGAAGUCAGCCAUGAAAUGGAUGGACUUAUUUUUCAGCCUAUCGGAAAAUAUAAACCUGGUCGAUGUGAUGAUAUUUUGAAAUGGAAGCCUCCUAGUCUGAAUUCUGUGGACUUUCGCCUAAAGAUAACAAGGAUGGGAGGAGAAGGGUUGCUUCCUCAGAAUGUUGGCCUUCUGUAUGUUGGAGGUUAUGAAAGACCGUUUGCACAAAUCAAGGUGACAAAAGAGCUAAAACAGUAUGACAACAAAAUUAUAGAAUGCAAAUUUGAGAACAACAGCUGGGUCUUCAUGAGACAGAGAACAGACAAAAGUUUUCCUAAUGCCUACAACACUGCCAUGGCUGUGUGCAACAGCAUCUCAAACCCUGUCACCAAGGAGAUGCUGUUUGAGUUCAUCGACAGAUGUGCUUUGGCUUCUCAAGGACAGAAGCGAAAGCAUCAUCUGGACCCUGACAUGGAGCUCAUGCCACCACCACCUCCCAAAAGACUGCACCCUUCAACCUAAGACCUGCUUCUGGCUUCAGGGUUAAGAGGAAAGAUGAGUGAGAAAAAAUGCUGUUGCCCCAUUUUUGCAGCCAGAGAAAUUAAAAAAUGAGUAUGGCUUGAUGUUGUUACAUAUUUGAAUUUUAUUAAAAAAAGAAAGGUAUUGUAGCCAGCCUGUAAAUAUUUGAUGCGUUUGUUUCUUGAGUGCUACAAUACAUCAUGGACUUAAACAUUUUAUUUAUAUUUGAUAAACAGCCUUACCUUAUGGAAUCUGAAGAUUGAAAUAUCCAAAGGUUUAAACAAGAUUGAAAUCAAUGAAAAAGAGGCCUUGUUUAUAUAUGGGUAACUUUCACAUUUAAUUUAUAAAGUUAGCAGUCUGCAACUGUGAGCCCAUAAGACAAACUGUAUCUUUUAGAAGUUGUAUUUCAACUGUGGCAAAUUUUCCUUUUAAAAAUAUUAGGCAAUUGCAUUAAACAUUCUUGCUAUAAUUUAUCAUGGAUUCCCUACAUUUCUGAGAUUCCUGUUUUCAAGGACAAAUGACAGAGUUGUUAAGUAUUGUACUAUAUUAAACAACUCCGUUUGGUUUAUAUCAUUUUAAUAAGUUUUUUUGGAAAUGUUAAAGUAAAAAAGUAAAGCUUCAUUUUUGUGAAUUUCAUUGUUUCUAAAGGAAGUAUUUUGAGUAUUUUCAUCUGUUUCUAUUGUCUGAACUAUGAUAUCAGACAUCCAGUGUGUCCAUUCUUCCAGUGAGUUAUUUCAUGGAACUUGUCCAUUUUGAGUUAUUUCAUGGAACUUGGAUAUUCACCACCAGGCCUUUUAUGUGUUGUUCUCCUGGGGGACUUUUCUUUUUUUUAAAUGCCAGGGCUACUUCUGCUUUACCUCAGUGGUAUCAGCACAUUGUCAAUUUCAUUAAAACACACAACUCACUGUGAUCUAUGGGAGAGAUAUCAAAUACAAACAAUACUGUGUUGUUCCCUCCAACAAAAUGGCAAAGGAGAUGCCACCUGACUCCUUUGAUUAGAAGGGAAUGUCAGUGGAAUAGAAUGCUGUCACCAGAAAAUGUUCUCCCACUGCUAGAUAAAUGCAGAGGCAAAGCAAAGACAUUUGUAAGAACUAAACAUCAAGGAAAUCAAAACUUUUAUUUUCAAGGUCAGAAUUCUAUCUGUAUUCUAUUCUGGGGAUGUUAUUUCUGUUAUACAUCCAAAUUUUAAAAUGUUUACUGAUAGAUAAUAGAUUUAAAGGGCAGCUAAUUGGUCAUCUGCCAUUGUUGAGAAACUAUGUUCCAAUUGGUUUGUGAAGGAACUCUGAGAAUUAGCUGAUUAAAGGCUAAUCUAUUUAUUUUUAGAGGUACAGGUUUUAAGUAUGUGUAUGUAAAACAAAUUUUCAUGAUCUCAAUUUUGUAUAUGUAAGUAUAUGCAAUAGUGUAUAUUCUUCUACCGAUGCAAUCAGACAUGAAAAUCCAAAUGAGUUACCUAGUAGACUGAGUAUUUGACAGGAUUUCUAUAUGACAUAGCACAGAUUAACCAAAAAUGUAUUUAUAUUCACCUGAGUUUUAAUGUUUUUAGACAAAGUUUUUUCCUGCUUUGCUUUUCUAUAGGAAAUACUAGAGUCAUGCUUGGGCUUUUUCCUUUAUUGUUCCCAAGUUAUGAAAUAUAAAGUGAAUUUAUCCGAGAUGCCAUGUUAAUAUUUUUUUCUAGAGUGCUUUUGUGCAUUUGGGCGCUAAAGGGAUUAAAACACCUAACUGCCACAAUGAUUGUUGAAAGAGGGAAAUUUCUCAAGGUUCCAUAGUGUCUUUUACAAAGAGGAUCUAAAUAAAAAUGCCUGUGCAAUUCCAAAUAGUCUGAUGCCUGCUUCCCCAGGAUUAGUGACUUCACACAGUAUGUUGCUUUCUUCCAAGCCUGUGUAAAGGCAGAGCCCUUUUGCAGAUAUAACAACAAGCUUUUCCCAAUGAUCUUUAAUGGAGUUAAAAUGUUUAUGUUAAUUGUAACCUUUUAAAGGAGUUAUGCGAAAAAAGCAUCUCAUUUUUAAUACACCCAGAUAUUUUCUCCUUGUCUUUGUGCAUUUUAGCAAAAAUUAAUUUUCUUAAUUUAUCCUUUCCUUUCAAUUACAGCGAAGUCUAAUAGUUGGCCUUAUAAGUAGAUCCUAUUUAGCUCUUGAACACACUAGCAUCUACAGUAUCAUAAAAAGUCAUUUAGAAGGUCAGAGGGGAAAUCUAGAGUCAGGGCUUGGGACAUCAUGAAGGAAAUGCUUCCCUUCUCAGCUCACUUCACAAUAACUAUUUUCUGAGACUGAAGUUUUUUAGAUAGGAAUAAGAAAACUUCACUUUCUUGAGUUAUCAAUUGUAAGAGCUUUUGCUUUUUGUUUGGAAAAGGUGGGGAAGACUCUACUGCCUGGAUGGUUACAUUUGCUUUCUGUGAAAUGCUCAGAAAAUGUCAGGACAUUCCUUCUCUGAUUGUGUGUCAGUGCAUAUUAUAAUAAAACUACUGAUUUAAAAUAACA
This is a messenger RNA of Galeopterus variegatus (Sunda flying lemur), 3372 nucleotides long. Its product is annotated as mRNA-capping enzyme-like. Gene Ontology annotation, molecular function: ATP binding; mRNA guanylyltransferase activity. The record is from RefSeq and is a predicted model, not a curated record. Lineage: Eukaryota; Metazoa; Chordata; Mammalia; Dermoptera; Cynocephalidae. Gene Ontology annotation, biological process: 7-methylguanosine mRNA capping. The annotation marks the transcript as partial. The transcript is spliced from 8 exons.